Harmonia axyridis is the source of this 6363-nucleotide messenger RNA. RefSeq names its product protein abnormal spindle (gene asp). NCBI's taxonomy places the organism in Eukaryota, Metazoa, Arthropoda, Insecta, Coleoptera, Coccinellidae. The coding region runs from base 200 to 6136 and encodes 1978 amino acids. Gene Ontology annotation, cellular component: spindle pole. Gene Ontology annotation, biological process: mitotic cell cycle; spindle organization; establishment of meiotic spindle localization. The record is from RefSeq and is a predicted model, not a curated record. The transcript has 6 exons. Gene Ontology annotation, molecular function: protein binding.
ACAUAUCCAAUUCAAAUUGAAACGGUUGAAAAAACCCUAAGAGAAAUAAAAACUUAUUUAAAAAAGUGUUUAUGAUAAGAUUUAAUUUCAAAUAUGUGAACAAAGAUUCGGAUUAAUUUAGCGUACGACCAGAUCAAUUUUAUUUAUUUGUCUAGUUAUUUGUUAUACUAAUUAUUAUUAAAAGGAAAUAAUUUAAAAAAUGUAUUUUCAAGUAUCCCCUGCGUUCAACAAGCCCAAAUCCAAAAAGGCAGCAAGUAAAAUGGAAGAGGAAAUUCCCACUUUAACAUUGGCCCCUUUUGCACCAACUCCUAAAUUGGCUUUUCAAGAUGUUACCGUUAAUGUUAUGCAUGAGAUUAAGCUUCAUGUAGUGAAUAAGAAACCAGUUCCAGUAUUUUUGAAUGUUUGUUUUGAUGGCCCAGAAGAUUUAGAAUUCAGUCAGAGUUGGUGUGAACAAAGAAUUGAAGCGAAUGAUACCAAGUUAUUAGAAUUGUUUUGGUUUCCAACAUCUGAAUAUUCUGAAAGGCACAGUAUCAAGUUGACCGCUGCCAAGCAAUUGUGGCAUAUACCAAUUACCUUUAAAUCGGUUUUACCCAAGAAAACGAAAAAGAAAAUAGCUACUACCUUGUUGAAGAAAACAUCACCAUUAAUAGAGAAAAAUUCUAGAAAUCACACUCAAAAACUAUCUACUGCAUCUUCUAAGCCUCCAAUUAAGAAACAACCAAUAUGGAACGACAAACCAUAUAUUCCAAAAAAAAUUUCUACUAACAAAGAAAACGUCAAUAUGUCCAAAUAUGACGAUUUUGGUUCUUCUAACAUAACAUUCAGUCUAAAAACUCCAGAAAACAUCCGUAGGUUCACUUAUGAGGUGAAUAAACUUAAAUUUGGAACACCGACAGUAUCGUCUAAGUUAAAUGGAAACAAUGUUACAAAUAAUGUUGUGGAAAAUCCUCAGGUCAUAAGAAAUUUGUCAUUUGAGAUGAAUUGCGAGGUGCAGCCCGGUAUGAACAUUAGUUCUCAGACUCGCAUUCUUGGCAAUUUAAGCUCUGACUCAUUUCAUAUUGAUCUGGAUGGAAAUACAUUUUUGAAGAGUAAUAUUAGCACUGAGACCUAUAUAAAAAAAGACAAGAAUAAUGCAUUGAAUGAGGGUAGGUUUUCCCUAGACUCACUUGAGAGCUACCCUAUUCAACCAUCACGUUUGAAUGAGAGUUCAAGGACCUAUGUGAAAAAUGAUUCAAGCUUUCGACUGACGGGGCUUGAUUGUAGUCCUAAUAGUUUUAGCGAAAAGCUUAAACAACUUGGAGAGCACAAUCUGAGCACAGAUACUUACAUUAAAGAAGAAAGAAUUUUUGGACAGUUUUCACCAGGUAGAGAUUCGAACUGUUUCAGCACUUCUAGAGAUUUCCUUUCGAAUUUGAGCGAACGCCUGGAAUGUCGGAGGAAGUACUCAAAGGAGUACUUAAAUAGUACCGAAUUGUUAAGUAGCCAAAUAUCACCAAAGAAAGGAAUCGAAAUCUAUCCUAUUAAUAACAUUGUACCCACUAUCAAAAUCACAGACGAUGAUAACUUAUUUCCAAUUAAGGAAGAACCUACCGAUGAAUCCAUGAGAAGAACGCAAACUAAAAGAAAAUCCAAUACGAAAUUAAUCACUCCCUCCCCUUUCAAACGACCAAAUAUAUCCCUACAAACCUGGUCUAAAGCAGGAGGGGUCUUUAAGACUCAAGCAAGUGCUUCAAGGACUACCCAACUGAUGACCCCAAUACAAAAAGACAAGAAGAAGCAUUCAAUGGGUGGUAGCCUUGAAAAAGCCACAGGUAUAACAUAUGUAGAGAAAAAGACUCUUACAAUUGCAGAUCCAUUCAUUUUGGCGGCAACAACAGAGAUCGAUCCUUUCGUAACAAAUACCAUCUGCCUAGAUGAGGAUUGGAUUCAACGACAAGAAGACAGAUUCAAGAACUGGCUAAACAUGCUUUUGACCCCACCUGUAGACCUAAAUGUUUCUGACGAAGGUCAGCAAAUUGACGCGGCCAAAAUUUGGAGAGAAUGUUCAAAGAAAGAAGUGGCAGCUGCGCCAACCAAAGAGGAAGUUUGUCUUAAAUACCACACCUCGUCUAGAAUGGACUCCUUGAGGAGGUGCGCUAAUGAAUUUUACCACAGUGAUGAUAUACAGAGUGUUCUACAAAGAGUAUAUAACGCCAUUGAGAAAAAAAAAAUCGAGAUAAGACAAGAUCGCAAUGUUCACUUGGACCUGAGCCUCCAGUCGAAUGUAAUGUCCUUACUCUUAAGCUACAACCCAUUAUGGUUAAGGAUAGCAUUAGAAACCAUAUAUGGUGAACAUUUGAAGAUUUCUUCGAACUCCGAUUUGUUAGGGCUGAGCAAAUUUUUAUACACAAGGUUUUUCAAAGAUCCCCUAUUGGCAAAGAAGCAUAAAUCAGUUCAUAACCCUAAAUAUAAUGUCGAUAUUAAGAAAUUCAUGUUAAAGAAAUAUUUCUCGAUCGUUUACUUCCUGGACAAGGCCAAAAUGUCUACUCUGAUUUCACACGAUCCCUGUUUGUUCAGAAAAAAUUCUAUUGUCAAAAACAGCAGGGAGAUGCUGAUUCAAUUCACAAAAGACGCCAUCACAGCUGCUGUGGGCGACAUUACCAAGUAUUUGAAGCACUUUGGGUAUUUUGUAGAAUACAAUCAGUCUUAUAUAAACGAGUUUGACUAUGCAGUAAAUAGUUUGGGCGGUGAUUUGAGAGACGGCAUCCGUUUGGUGAAGGUCAUGGAGCUGAUUUUGUUAAGAAACGACAUCCUACAAAACUUGAGAGUCCCUGCAAUAUCCAAACUGCAGAAGAUUCACAAUGUUAAAUUGGCUUUUGACUCUUUAGCUGAAGCAGGCUACAAAAUACAGCAUGAAAUAGAACCUUACCACAUUGUCGAAGGUCACAGGGAGAAAACCCUGUCUUUCCUUUGGCAGAUUAUAUAUAAAUUUCAAGCACCAUUUGUCGUCGAAACGUCUCGUAAUAUACAAAAAUGGUGGAGAAGUCUUCCGGUUUGUGUUAAAAGAUCGAAACUUAGAAGACAAUACCAAGCGAAGGUUGCAGCAGCUACUAAAAUUCAAAGAUGGUAUAAACGUCAAAAAGCAGCAAAUGAGUUUCUAUUGAUGGCUUCUUUCCUCCGAUCCUACUUCGAACAGCAGAGGAAUGAAAGAGCAGCAACUAAAAUACAAGCCUUCUACAAGAUGUAUAGGCAACGGGAGACUUAUUUAAGGACAAGAUUUGCUAUAAUAAAACUGCAAAGACGGUGCAGGUUGUGGCUAAAUAAUAUUUGCUAUAGACAAAGACAAAGUGCUGCUCUUGUUAUACAAAAGAACUUCAGAAGAUGCUUGGCACGAAACAGGUUCCUGCUCAUGAAGCACGCAGUUUUAGUUAUCGAAAAGUAUGUAUUGACUAAAAAGGUUAUGCUCCUCGAGUAUCAGCAAUACUUGCGGAUUAAGAGUGCUGCUAUAACAAUACAAAGAUGGUAUAAAGCUUCGAUUCAAAUGAGAGAAACACGUACUGAAUAUUUGGCGUUGAAGAGUGCCGCUUGUGUGAUACAGAACAGAUACAGAAGUCUGUUAUUGAUGAGGAAUGCUUUGAAUGAAUAUACAACUGUAAAAUAUUCAACUAUCGUCAUUCAGAGGUGGUAUAGGUCAAUUCAGAAAAUGCGGCUAUUGAGAAAUCGCUUCUUGACUGUAAAACAUACAGUGAUUAUUAUAGAAAAUCGUUAUAUAGCUCAGAGAGAGAUGAGAAAAGCCAAGACAGAAUUCCUACAACUGAGAUAUAGUGCCAUUGUAAUACAAAGACAUUUACGAGCCACAUUAGCAAUGAGGAUAGAUCGCACAUAUUAUUUGUCCUUGAAGAAAUCUGUGAACUUAGUUAAACAAAAACACAUGGCAAACAAGAUGAUGUUGAGAGAUAGAGAAAACUUUAUUAAUCUCAAGAAAACUGUCAAUUUUGUGAAGACCAAGUUCAGAGCAACAAUUCUAAUGAGAAUCGAAAGAACCAAGUAUUUACAAUUGAAAGAAAGCACUGUUAUCAUUCAAAAUUACUUUAGAAGAUACCUGUUUGUUAAAGAAUGUAGAAAAAAUUUUAUGAAUUUGAAAAGGAGUACUGUGACAAUUCAGCAAAGAUAUAGAGCCUAUAAAUUAAUGUGUUCAGUUAAAAAAGAUUAUCAAAACCUCAAGGAAGCUGUGAUAUUUGUACAGAGGAGACUUAGGGCAAACAAUGCAAUGAAAAAACAAAGAGAAGAAUACCAAAAGUUGAAACUAACAGUCAAUUUUAUGGAAGAAAAAAUAUCAGCUAACAAGAAAAUGAUGAACAUUAGAGACGAAUACCAAAGACUUAAAAAAUAUACAAUUAUCAUUCAGAGAAUUUACAGGGCCAAGAAAAUGAUGAGAAUCGAAAAAUCCCACUAUUUACAAAUAAGAAUGUCAGCUAUUAAAAUACAAAACUAUUUCAGGGGAUACUUAGUAAUGCAGAAAGAAAGGCAACAAUAUUUAUCAGUAAAAACGAGCGUUUUAAAAAUUCAACACAAAUUUAGGGCCCAUAGAAAAAUGCUUCAAACAAGAGCAUAUUACAUCAGACUUCAACAGGCUGUUUUGUUCAUUCAACACAGGCUUAGGGCUAACAAAUUAAUGAAACAAGAAAAAGACCUCUACAUUGUGAAACGGAAUUCUUGUAUCAUCAUACAAAGAUAUUUUAGAAGUUACAUGUUGAUGAAAAAAGAAAGGAAAGAUUAUCUAGAAAUGAGAAACAGUGCCAUAACAAUUCAACAAAGAUAUAUAGCAUACAAGAAAAUGUGUAGAGAAAGAAAGUACUAUGAUUUAUUAAAGAAGGCUGUAAUUACUAUUCAAACCAGAUAUAGGUCCAAUAAACUCAUGCAAAAGCAGAGGAGAGUGUAUUUGGAACAAAAACAAUAUUGUAUAGUUAUACAGAAUUAUUAUAGAAGUUAUUUGUCGAUGAAAAAAGAACGACAAAGUUUUUUGAUCUUAAAAUCAAUGACAAUAUUUGUGCAAGAAAAAUACAGAGCAAAAAGAGCCAUGCUUGAGUGUAGAGAAAGUUAUCUAAGACUGAAUCAGAUGGUUUUGGUUGUACAAAGGAGAUUUAGAGCCAACCAAGCAAUGAAGGUGCAGAGAGCCCUCUUCUUAAAACAGAAAAAUGCCGCUAUCCAAAUUCAAAAAUACUUCAGAGGGUACCUACAGAUGAAACAAGACAGAAGUGGUUUCUUAUCUUUGAUUUCCUGUGUAAGUUCCGUCCAAAGGUUUGUUAGAGGAUAUCUGACGAGGAAACACUACGCUCACUUGUUGUCAGCUGAGGCUAGGGAAGAAAGAAGGAUGAAUAAAAUAAAGGAAGCAGCUGCAACAAAAAUACAGGCUCGUUGGAGAGGAUAUAUACAGAGACAGAAAAAUAACAAGGCCCUACAUGAGAUCAGAAAAAGAUCUGAAAAUGCUGCAAAGGAGGCUGAUCCCCAGGAGUCUUUGGGAAGUAGGGGCAAAAGAGCAUUGGACAUGUUGGUUACUGAAGUUAUAACGGUACCAUUGAUCAUCUCAGCUCUCACUGACUUCGAGUAUGUUACCCGAAGAAGUCCUGAGAUGUGUAAUGAAAUGGGACCCUUGAUAUCUGAACAGCUUUAUGUUCUGAUACAGUCAGUGGGGCGGUCAUUGCCAGAUAUCAAGAUGUGCGAAAUCUCUACCUAUAUCCUUAUUAAUAUCUGUAAAUAUGAACAAACCAGGACUUGUUCUUGGUGUCCAGGGUAUUUGGAUAGCAUGUUGAAAAUAAUGACGCAUUGGUGUGACAAAGACAAUAUGGCAUUCCCAAGUCUUUGUACCCUGUUCUGGCUUUUUGCCCACACCGAGGAAUACAAGGAAACCAUUCUGAAGUUGCCGAAUUUCAAACAGAGAAUUGAGAAGAUACAUAGCUUGGUUUUGAGAAAACAAAAAAUGGUUGUCAAAUCCUCGAGUAAAAUGUUAGAUUCUAGGUUUGUAGCUAAGAAACCUCUGUAUUUACCGGGUUUGAAGCCAGAUUGGGGAUUCGAUUAUCCCACAAGACCCAGAUUGUUUACGAAUUCCGUCCAAGCUAUAGAGUGUUUGAAAAAAAUUUUAGGAUUGUCUCAGUAAAAUUUCAGCAAAUGAUUCUGUACCAUAUUUUAAAUGUAAUUUUUAGUUGAAAUUUUAUCAGUGUGAUAUUGUAAUGAUUGUUUUUAGCCAUAAGUAUACAUACAUAUAUUUUAAGCUGUUUUGACUUAAUAAUCAUUUCCUUUCAAAGCCUGUUAUUUAGUUCUAUAGAAUUGCCUGUAUAAACGUUUUUAUAUGGAAAGAUUAUUGAAUAAAACAAUGACAAAUAA